Molecule: messenger RNA, 1154 nt
Organism: Lotus japonicus
Lineage: Eukaryota; Viridiplantae; Streptophyta; Magnoliopsida; Fabales; Fabaceae
Exons: 6
Coding region: 117-911 (264 amino acids)
Source: RefSeq, a predicted model, not a curated record
AGUCCCAUACCCCUCUGCCCCUGCUCAUUCACUAUAAAUUCUCAUCUCUGUCAAAGCUUCAUUCCGCUCUCGUCUCUCACAUUUCACUACUCUCCUUCUUCUUAAUUUUUUCAGUCAUGGCUUUUGGUACCAGAGCAGCUUCUCCUUUCGACUGCAUCAUCUUCGAUUUAGACGACACCUUGUACCCUUCCACCACCGGAAUCGGCGCCUCCGUCAAGAAAAACAUCGACCUCUUCCUCAUCGAGAAAUGCGGCUUCUCACCGGCUAAAGCCUCCUCCCUCCGCGUUGAACUCUUCAAAACCUACGGCAGCACCCUCGCCGGUUUGCGAGCACUAGGCUAUGAUGUCAGCGCUGAAGAUUACCACAGUUUCGUCCACGGAAGGCUACCUUACGAUCAAAUCAAACCUGAUUUUCAGUUACGCAACCUCCUACGCUCCAUCCAACAAAGAAAAAUUAUUUUUACAAAUUCAGAUAGGAUUCACGCGCUGAGAUCGUUGGAUCGUCUCGGAAUCCAGGACUGUUUUGAGCAAAUCAUAUGCUUCGAGACCAUGAACCCGAAUCUCCCUCACGCGACCCGACCCGAUGAGUUCCCGGUUCUGCUGAAACCGUCGCUGGAUGCUGUCAAGGUUGCUAUCCACACUGCCAACGUGGAUCCUCGUCGUACGCUGUUUUUGGAUGACAGUGUUCACAAUGUUGCUGCGGGAAAAGAAAUGGGUCUUCACACAGUAUUGGUUGGGAAGACGGUGAAAUGCAAAGGAGCAGAUUAUGCGGUGGAGAGUGUGCAUAGUGUUGCUGAGGUGAUUCCGGAGAUCUGGGCAAAUGGAAUGGACGGUGGAGAUGAUGAUCAGAGGAUCAAACGGUCGAAGAGCGAAUUGGAUUCUGUUCUCUCAACUGCUGCAGUUGGAGCUUGAGGAGGUGUGAAUGAAUCUGAUGCUGCUGUAAAUACCCGACCAAUAAAACAAACGAUGAUGUGAUGUGACCAGCAAAAUAAAAAAUCAUAUGGAUGAUGACGAAGACUAUGAGCUAAUGUCACCCUCCAUGGCCAGAUUUAUUGGCGUCAUGUUAAUCAUGUGUGAAUAUUGUAAAGAUGUCAUCAUGGUGUACAAAUUAACCAUCGUCCACGGAAAUUAAUAAAAUAUCCUAAUUGUAUCAAA